AACUGAGAGUUGCAAUUAAGCUGGGGCUAGGGUCACAAGUUCUCGCCAGUCGACCGAAGCAGCGAAGGAAUCAGAGUGAAGCUGAGGGGACCGGGGGCAGGCGGCUCACACGGGGAGGGCCUGCGGAGUCUCCUUGGCGAUGGCGGCUUCAGGGAGCGGUAUGGCCCAGAAGAGCUGGGAACUGGCCAACAACAUGCAGGAAGCCCAGAGCAUAGAUGAGAUCUAUAAGUACGACAAGAAGCAGCAGCAGGAGAUCCUGGCGGCCAAGCCCUGGACCAAGGAUCACCAUUAUUUUAAGUACUGCAAGAUCUCAGCCUUAGCCCUUCUGAAAAUGGUGAUGCAUGCUAGAUCAGGAGGCAACUUGGAAGUGAUGGGUUUGAUGCUCGGGAAAGUGGAUGGUGAAACCAUGAUCAUUAUGGACAGUUUUGCCUUACCAGUAGAGGGCACUGAAACUCGAGUUAAUGCUCAAGCUGCUGCAUAUGAAUAUAUGGCAGCAUAUAUAGAAAAUGCAAAACAGGUGGGUCGACUUGAAAAUGCAAUUGGCUGGUAUCACAGUCACCCUGGCUAUGGUUGUUGGCUCUCUGGGAUUGAUGUUAGUACCCAGAUGCUCAAUCAGCAGUUUCAAGAACCAUUUGUAGCAGUAGUUAUUGAUCCAACAAGAACAAUAUCUGCAGGAAAGGUGAAUCUUGGUGCCUUUAGGACCUAUCCAAAGGGCUAUAAACCACCAGAUGAAGGUCCCUCUGAGUACCAGACUAUUCCACUUAAUAAAAUAGAAGACUUUGGAGUACACUGCAAACAGUAUUAUGCUUUGGAAGUCUCUUACUUUAAAUCAUCUUUGGAUCGUAAAUUGCUUGAACUUCUGUGGAACAAAUAUUGGGUAAAUACUCUGAGUUCUUCUAGCUUACUUACGAACGCAGACUAUACCACUGGACAGGUCUUUGAUUUAUCUGAAAAACUAGAACAGUCAGAAGCCCAGCUCGGACGAGGGAGUUUCAUGUUGGGCUUAGAAACACACGACCGAAAGUCAGAAGACAAACUUGCUAAAGCAACAAGAGACAGCUGUAAGACCACCAUAGAAGCUAUCCAUGGAUUGAUGUCUCAGGUUAUUAAGGAUAAACUUUUCAACCAAAUUAACAUUUCCUAAAGAAUACCAUAAAGUAGUCACUGUUUUCUGCCUUCUUAGCAGUAUUUCUUUGUUUGACAACUAGUAUGAGAAAAAUACUAAAGUUAAUACUUUAAAAUUGGUUAUCAAAAACUUUAUUUGAAGAACAAAAUGCUUUGAAAUUUUGUUAGUUGUAUUAAAAAUGCUAGAAGAUUGCUUUGGCAAACUUAAGAGGAAACUAAAGGAUUGUUACUUAGAUAUUGGCUUUUAGUUAUUUAUAAUGAUCACUGAGCUAUAAUAAAAAUUCUUUAAAAUGAAA
Gracilinanus agilis (Agile Gracile Mouse Opossum) is the source of this 1421-nucleotide messenger RNA. RefSeq names its product COP9 signalosome subunit 5 (gene COPS5). Gene Ontology annotation, cellular component: cytoplasm; COP9 signalosome. The record is from RefSeq and is a predicted model, not a curated record. Gene Ontology annotation, biological process: protein deneddylation. Bases 140 to 1144 code for a protein of 334 amino acids. NCBI's taxonomy places the organism in Eukaryota, Metazoa, Chordata, Mammalia, Didelphimorphia, Didelphidae. Gene Ontology annotation, molecular function: metallopeptidase activity; protein binding; deNEDDylase activity. The transcript is spliced from 8 exons.